This is a messenger RNA of Anthonomus grandis grandis, 1280 nucleotides long. Its product is annotated as jerky protein homolog-like. Gene Ontology annotation, molecular function: nucleic acid binding. The transcript is spliced from 2 exons. The record is from RefSeq and is a predicted model, not a curated record. Bases 252 to 605 code for a protein of 117 amino acids. Lineage: Eukaryota; Metazoa; Arthropoda; Insecta; Coleoptera; Curculionidae.
AUAAUUAAGUGUACAACGCCGAUGAAACCGGCUUGUACUGGAAGCUUUUACCCGGAAAGACUUACGUAUCCAGUGAAGAAAAAACUGCCCCUGGAAGAAAAACAGUCAAAGAAAGAAUAACGUUUCUAGCAUGUACAAAUGCGACUGUACUACAUAAAUUGACUCCUUUGGUAAUAGGGAAAGCUAAAAAACCACGAAGUUUUAAGAACUCUUACAUUCCUGUACACUACAAAAACUCACAAUCUGCAUGGAUGACAGCCGGAAUUUUUAAGGAAUGGUUCAAAGAAAUUUUUGUUCCUGAGGUGAGAAAGUUUCUUAAGAAACAAGGUCUUCCAGAGAAAGCACUUCUUUUAUUGGAUAAUGCCCCCAGUCAUCCCCCAGUAAAGGAACUUUUAUCUGAUGAUGGACUAAUUCAAGUUAUGUAUAUGCCUCCCAAUAUGACACCCUUAAUUCAACCUAUGGACCAAAACGUUAUUAGGUUGACUAAACUGCAUUAUCGCUCCAUGUUUUUGGCAAUGGUUGUAGCUAAUAAAUCUAAGGACAUGAAUGUCAUUAUCAAACAAUACAACCUCAGGGAUGCUAUUUUAAACUUAUCACGAGCAUGAAAUAAAUUAGAACCAGCAACCAUUAAAAAGUGUUGGAAAAAUAUUUUCGAAAGCCAAAGCAAUGAUGAUCGUGAAGACACAAUACCCUUGGCAACUCUUCGUCAAGAAUUGCUAAGCCUGAAUAGCAUUGUAGAGACUAACCUCAGUUUAUUAGAAGAAAUUGAUCCAGGGCAAGACUUCGAACAUAGAGAUAUCGAAGAAUGGAAUAAAGAUGACUUCGUUGAACAUGAUGAGAAUUGUACUGCAGUGUCUAAUGAUUCAGAAACCGAACAGGAUCAAGAUCCAGAGGUUUCUCAGGCUAUGGAUAAAGUCACUCACGUUGAGGCAGUUCGUAUAUUUAACAGAGGUCUAGAAUGGGCGGAGCCAAACAAUGCCGACUUCGAGGAUAUUCAGUCUUUACACAAAUUACGUGAAUGUGCAACUAUUCUUUCAAACAAACAACGUAUCCGUCAAACAAAGUUAGAUAACUUUUUUCUAAAAACAACGGAUUAAAUAUAAAUAAUGUACAUUGUACUUACUUAGAUACAUAUACUUACCUAUAUAAUAAAUAUUUUUUUCUUUAUACCAUGUAUAAACAUAUACAUAUACAUUUUCAACUAUGUAUUACUAACUGUAUAGUUGUAACAAAGCGGUUCUAAUUCUCUCAUUCAUUUCAAAGAACAGAAAAAAAAACAU